AUGAGUGAAGUGAACCAGGAAAAAGGCCAGGCGGAAGACGCCAACAGUUUCCUCAGCCCUUAUCUGUCGAAAAACCCUCCGCCGGUGAUUGAAGACCCAUAUGCGGUACCCAUUGAAGACAUUAACGUCAUUGAUGGUCGAUUGUUUCAACGCGACAUUCACUGGGCACAUUUCAAACGCCUGCGCGAAGAAGAUCCGGUGCAUUUUAAUGAGCUGCCUGGAAUCGGACGCUAUUGGUCACUGACGAAGUUUGAAGACAUCAUGUUUGUCGAUACCCAUCACGAACUGUUUUCAUCCGCGCACGGAAUCUCACUGGGCCCACAGAUUGAUGGUCCGAGGCAGCCCGAAGCGCUGCAGUUUUCGAACUUCAUUGCCAUGGAUCCACCGAAACAUGACCUGCAGCGGGCAACUGUCACAGGUGUGGUGGCGCCGCGGAACCUGGCCAAGCUGGAAUCCACCAUCCGCGAACGGACGCAAAAAGUGUUGCGUGGAUUACCGGUUGGGGAAACGUUUAACUGGGUAGAUCGUGUCUCCAUAGAGCUGACCACACAGAUGCUGGCCACGCUGUUUGAUUUCCCGUUUGAAGAGCGGCGUAAAUUAACCCGAUGGUCUGAUGUGGCCACGGCACCGCCAGGAACCGGUAUUGUUGACACUGCAGAGCAGCGACGUGAGGAGUUAAUGGAGUGCCUGGCUUAUUUCACAAAACUCUGGAACGAGCGGAUCAACAAGGAACCGGGCACUGAUCUGAUUUCCAUGCUCGCUCAUGGCAAAGACACCAAAAACAUGCAGCCCUUCGAGUUUCUGGGCAAUCUGAUUCUGCUGAUUGUCGGGGGUAACGAUACCACCAGGAAUUCAAUGAGUGCCGGGGUGCUCGCUUUGAAUCAGAACCCGGCUGAAUAUGAAAAAUUACGCGCCAACCCGGGUCUGAUCUCGAAUAUGGUGCCAGAGAUUAUCCGCUGGCAGACGCCGCUACCGUAUAUGCGUCGCACCGCUAAUCAGGACAUAGAGAUCCGUGGUAAACAGAUCAAAGUCGGCGACCAGCUGCUGAUGUGGUACGUCUCAGGAAACCGCGAUGAAGAGGCGAUAGACCGGCCCAAUGAAUUUCUGAUUGAUCGGCCUAACGCGCGUCAUCAUUUAUCGUUUGGUUUUAGUAUUCACCGUUGUAUGGGCAAUCGUCUGGCUGAAAUGCAGUUACGGGUGUUAUGGGAAGAAAUAUUGCCGUUAUUCAGGAAGGUUGAGGUGGUCGGAGAGCCUCAGCGACUGCGUUCGAGCUUCGUACGCGGGAUCACCGACCUGCCAGUGCGGGUGUAUCCCCACUAA
This is a messenger RNA of Symbiodinium necroappetens, 1320 nucleotides long. NCBI's taxonomy places the organism in Eukaryota, Dinophyceae, Suessiales, Symbiodiniaceae. The record is from the annotation of a GenBank genome assembly.